Messenger RNA from Megalops cyprinoides (Indo-Pacific tarpon), 2414 nucleotides. It is a transcript of the gene nrbp2a, whose product is annotated as nuclear receptor binding protein 2a. Gene Ontology annotation, biological process: protein phosphorylation; intracellular signal transduction; endoplasmic reticulum to Golgi vesicle-mediated transport. Gene Ontology annotation, molecular function: protein serine/threonine kinase activity; ATP binding. The record is from RefSeq and is a predicted model, not a curated record. The transcript is spliced from 18 exons. NCBI's taxonomy places the organism in Eukaryota, Metazoa, Chordata, Actinopteri, Elopiformes, Megalopidae. Gene Ontology annotation, cellular component: cytoplasm; endomembrane system. The coding region runs from base 782 to 2296 and encodes 504 amino acids.
GUAGAUUAAGGUGCAAUGGGAUUUGGAACACUGACCGAUCAUACGACCUUGUGGCAAGUAAAGUCCUACGAAAUGUUAGCAGCGCACAUGUAAAGAUCAGCGGAAACAUGCGCCGUUUUAAUGGCGACAGCAACACUGCGGCGCAAACACUUUGCUUAACGAAGAGUUGCGCGCGUGUUUUCCAGCAUAUACGGUAGCCUUAAAACUGAGGGAAAUUCUGAGACUGGCAGUGGAGGCAGAGCACAGAUCGCGAAUGAUGCGUGGGGGUUGUGCAGGGGGGUCGAGCAAGUAAAAAAGUAAACACUGCCUCCAUGGAAGAGCGGAGAGCUUACGGGGUGCAUCACGCAGAUCGCAAUUGAAUGGUCUGCCUGUGACUACACAUUUAGGGUAAACAUCACGCGUUCGUUUCUACAUACUGGACUAUUCACGAUAACAACUUAAGUCUGUAUUGCGUUGAUUAUCACAUUUUGGUGGAUUUUAAUAAUUGAGGCUGAUGGGGUUUUCAGGUACAACUGCUGUUUGCACCGUGCAUGUUUUACAUUUUAGCCAGAUUCUAUAUGUAGUUUAUACUUUGUACUUUAAUCAAAUAGUGUAACUAGUGCGCGUUUCCGUUUAUUGAGUUGGUGGUUCACAACGGGGUUUUUUUUUUACUGGAAUACUCGCUAGCUGCCGCUCGUCUGAUAUUUUCGAGCCGUCGCGUAAAAAUACCGGCAUCAUAACGUUUGAGCGCUCCGAGGGGGGAAGCAGCCGGGAAAGCAAAACCGGCAAACAGACGGAUAAAAUGACUAUGUCCGUCCCGGAGAGGAAUUCGGGGUCCGGGGGAAAAGAAGAGGAGAGCGAGGAUGAAAGCGAAAUACUGGAAGAGAGCCCCUGCGGACGCUGGCAGAAGAGAAAGGAGCAGCUCAGCCAGGGUAAUGUCCCGGGCAUCGAGACCGCAUCCCUGGCCAUGGACACGGAGGAGGGGGUGGAGGUGGUGUGGAACGAGGUGCAGUUUUCUGACAAGAAGGUCUUCAAGGCCCUGGAGGACAAGAUCAAGGAGAUGUUCGAGAACUUGAUGCAGGUGGAGCACCCCAACAUCGUCAAGUUCCACAAGUACUGGCUGGACAUGCGGGAGAGCCGGGCGCGAGUGAUCUUUAUCACAGAGUACAUGUCGUCAGGCAGUCUCAAGCAGUUCCUGAAGAAGACCAAAAAAAAUCACAAGACCAUGAAUGUGAAGGCGUGGAAGAGGUGGUGCACACAGAUCCUCUCCGCCCUCAGUUACCUCCACUCCUGUGACCCGCCCAUCAUCCACGGUAACCUCACCUGCGACAACAUCUUCAUCCAGCACAACGGGCUCAUCAAGAUCGGCUCAGUGUGGCACAGGCUGUUUGUCAACGUGUUCCCGGAGGCCGUCCACGGCAAAGUGCGACACCAUCGGGACGAGCAGAGGAACCUGCACUUCUUCGCCCCGGAAUACGGCCUGGCUGAGGAUGACUACGCCAUUGACAUCUUCUCUUUCGGGAUCUGCGCCCUGGAGAUGGCUGUCUUGGAAAUCCAGGCCAAUGGAGAUACUGUAGUGUCCAAGGAGGCCAUAACCCUUGCUGGACAGUCACUGGAGGACCCACUCAUGAGAGAGUUUACCCAAUCCUGCCUGCGCUCAGAGGCCAAGAUGAGGCCUACUGCCCACGACCUGCUCUUCCACCGGGUUCUGUUUGAGGUGCACUCCCUAAAGCUGCUGGCUGCUCACUGCUUCAUUAACAACCAGUACCUUCUCCCUGAGAACUGCGUGGAGGAGAAGACCAAGUCAUUUGACCCCAACGGCAUCAUGGCCGAGAUUGAACACAGCGACCGGCCGGGGGUGCAGCUCAAGUACUCCCAUGUCUCUCCUCUAGAACUGGACAAGUUCCUGGAGGAUGUCAAAAAUGGGAUCUACCCCCUGAUGAACUUUGCCUCCCAGCGCCCCCACCCCAUCCCCCGCGCCCUCUCCCUGUCCCAGGAGCACAUGGAGACGGUGAAGACCCCCACCCCAGAGCCCCAGGAGAUGGAGACCCGCAAGGUCGUCCAGAUGCACUGUAAUCUGGAGACGAAUGAGGAGGGGACGAAAACACAUCUCUCCCUCUUCCUGAAGAUGGACGACAAACUCCAUCGGCAGCUCAGCUGUGACAUCCUGCCCACUGACAGCCCCAAGGACUUGGCCAAUGAGUUGGUGCACUAUGCCUUUAUUAGUGAGGAGGACUGUGAUAAACUGACCAGCUUCUUGGAGGAGGCACUAUGUAAGCACCAGGGCGGGGCCUCCGGUUCCUCCAUCCAAUGGUGAAGAUGCGCAGAACCUGCCUCCGUGUGAUUGGCACUCUCGAUUGCAGGGGGGCGGGGUGAAGCGGAGCGGGGUUGUCCCAGAGACUGCACAAACAGGACAAAAGAGUCAGGACCCACCC